Messenger RNA from Anneissia japonica, 1257 nucleotides. Its product is annotated as peptidyl-prolyl cis-trans isomerase-like 4. NCBI's taxonomy places the organism in Eukaryota, Metazoa, Echinodermata, Crinoidea, Comatulida, Comatulidae. Gene Ontology annotation, cellular component: nucleus. Gene Ontology annotation, biological process: protein peptidyl-prolyl isomerization. Gene Ontology annotation, molecular function: RNA binding; peptidyl-prolyl cis-trans isomerase activity. The record is from RefSeq and is a predicted model, not a curated record.
AAAAAUUGAGUACUUUAUUCGUACAAGAUUUAGUAAAUUUUGAAGUUUAUUUUGAAGUUGAUUAUAGCAGUUUAUAUUUAAUAUUAAAAUAUUAUAUAUAUUGAAAUUACAUAGCAUUUGAAUAAAUUAUUAUACCACCUUGUGUUUCUUCAAUUAAAUACCAAACUUUCAUUAAUUCAAUCGAGCGUACACUCAUCAACCGCUCGACAUGCCUAACGGCUUCCGUUUGUAGUAGUCGGAUAACACAGAGAAAGUUUUAACUACGACGAAAAGUGAUGGCAGUUCUCCUAGAAACAACGCUUGGUGACAUAGUAGUGGAUCUUUAUCCCAAAGAGAGACCCAGAUGUUGUUUGAACUUUCUGAAACUCUGCAAAGUGAAGUACUAUAACUUUUGUUUAUUUCAUUCUGUACAGCGUAAUUUCAUUGCUCAGACUGGAGACCCGACAGGUUCUGGAAAUGGAGGUGAUUCAAUAUUCAAGCAGCUAUAUGGUGAUCAGGCUCGGUAUUUUGAAAUGGAAGAAAAUCCCCGAAUCAAACACAAGAAAUUGGGUGCUGUUGCUAUGGUAAACAAUGGUGCGAAAAUGCAUGGAUCUCAGUUCUUCUUCACACUUGCUGAGAAUGUUGACAGCCUGGACGGGGUGCACACUGUGUUCGGAGAGGUUUCUGAAGGAUUUGAUGUUCUCACGAAAAUCAGUGAAUCGUUUACGGACAAGGAUCAUCGACCAUACCAAGACAUCAGAAUCAACCACACUGUGAUUCUUGAUGACCCAUUCGAUGAUCCGGAUGGAUUGGUUGUUCCAGACAGGUCACCUGAGCCAACAAAAGACCAAUUAGAAAGUGGUCGUAUUGGAGCUGAUGAAGAUAUUAAUAAAGAUAAAGAAAAAACAGAGGAACAAUUGAUGGAAGAACGAGAGACCAAGGAAGCUAAAGCCAAUGCUCAAAUUCUAGAGAUGGUAGGGGAUAUUCCUGAUGCUGAUAUAAAGCCUCCAGAGAAUGUGCUGUUUGUGUGCAAACUGAACCCUGUCACAACAUCUGAUGAUUUGCAGAUUAUAUUCUCUAGAUUUGGACAAAUUAAUAGUUGUGAAGUGAUUAAGGAUAUGAAGACAGAGGAAUCAUUACAGUACGCAUUCAUAGAAUUCGAAAGGGUAGAAGAUUGUGAACAAGCAUAUUUCAAGAUGGACAAUGUUUUAAUUGAUGAUAGACGCAUACAUGUUGAUUUCAGCCAGUCUGUCGCUAAAUUAAACCAGAACCAGAAAU